Messenger RNA from Didymodactylos carnosus, 708 nucleotides. The record is from the annotation of a GenBank genome assembly. NCBI's taxonomy places the organism in Eukaryota, Metazoa, Rotifera, Eurotatoria, Philodinida, Philodinidae.
AUGAUCGUGUUACGUGUUAAUAUUCUAAACUAUUCAUGUCUCAAAACAACACCAUUAGUGUUAUUGAAUAGAAUGAAAUCAAAUAAUACAGAACAAAUAAUAACGCCACUAAAUGGAAAUGAUAAUAACAAAUUUGGAUUAAAUAAUAUUCAUUUAGAAAGUUUACAGUUACCUGAAGAAUUAUCACUCCAUGCCAGUAAACUUCUUCCAUAUUUAGUAGAGUAUAUAUCAAAAAUUAAUUUUGGAUACAUGAAACAUAUUACAGGUUUAGUUGAUAAAUAUUCCAAUGAAAAAGCAACAUUAAUCGAAAAAUAUUCCAAUGAAAGAACAACAUUAAUCGAAAAAUAUACUAAACAAAUCGAUUCAUAUAUAUUUGAAAUUAAAUCGUUAAAUGCUUCAAGAUUAAUGUUAAAAAAUCAAUAUAAUCUUCGUGGUGCUUUAGAAUUUAUAAGAUCAUGUAUACAAAGUAGGAAUGCAAAACAAUUAAAUUUUCAAGAACCAGUGGAUAAAACAUUAACGUUAUUAACAAAAGAUUUAACUUUUAUCAAUGAAUUAACAUUAUCGGUGAACAGAAAAAAGAACAGUUUACGUUUACAAGAUGUAGAAAAGUGUUUAGCAAGUCUCUAUCAUAGGUUAUCUCAACUUUGGUCGAAACUAAAAAUGUCGAAAGAAAAAAUAGCGAGAAGAAUAAUGUUCGGGAAAAAAUGA